This is a messenger RNA of Rhincodon typus (whale shark), 1036 nucleotides long. RefSeq names its product grancalcin-like. The transcript is spliced from 8 exons. NCBI's taxonomy places the organism in Eukaryota, Metazoa, Chordata, Chondrichthyes, Orectolobiformes, Rhincodontidae. The record is from RefSeq and is a predicted model, not a curated record. Gene Ontology annotation, molecular function: calcium ion binding. Bases 220 to 867 code for a protein of 215 amino acids.
UGGUGAGAAAGGCGGGCAAUAGAUCGGCGACUUGUUUCGGUGUGACACGGGGGAAGAAAGUGAGGACCGGAGGGAGGUGGCGGUCCCAUCCGUCACUGACUGGCAGGAGCAACUGCCGUUUGAAUUUCAGCCGUCUUUAGAGGCUCGGGGGUUGCGGGGUGUACAGGACCUUUGGGCAGCUCUCGGCUUUCAGUGUUAACCGCAGCGCGUUUCGAGGUGAUGGCCUACCCAGGAUAUGGCGGGUAUGGAGGUUUUAGUGGACAUAUGACUGGAAUGGCAGGGCCAGGUGGACCGAUGCAUGCUGCCCCACCAGGUGCAUACCAGCCUUAUUCUGCUUACACUGGGUACCCUUCUGCUGCUUCAGUGGAUCCAAUGUGGAGUUACUUCACUGCAAUUGCUGGACAAGAUGGAGAAGUGGAUGCUGAGGAACUGCAGCGAUGUUUAACACAGUCUGGGAUACAUGGUACCUACAAACCUUUUAGUUUGGAGACCUGCAGAAUCAUGAUCGCAAUGCUGGAUAGAGAUAUGACUGGAAAGAUGGGCUUUAAUGAAUUUAAAGAGCUAUGGGCAGCACUGAAUGGAUGGAAACAGAACUUCAUGAUGUAUGAUCAGGAUAGAAGUGGGACAGUAGAACCGCUUGAGCUUGGCCAGGCUAUUACAUCAAUGGGGUACCGACUGAGUGCUCAAGCUAUAAAUGGUAUUAUAAAACGUUACUGUAAAGAUGGCAAGACCUACUUUGAUGACUACGUUGCCUGCUGUGUAAAAUUAAGGGCAGUUACAGAUGCUUUCAGACGAAGAGACAGUCUGCAGCAAGGAUAUGUGAACUUUGCUUAUGAUGAUUUUAUCCAAUGCACCAUGUCCAUUUGAGUGCAACGUUGCAUCCAUUAUGCAAACACUGGCCGCUGAUGACCGACCGACAACCAGUGAUUUAUAUUGCUUUGAGGAUAAAUCGAACUGCUCAAAUUGCAUACAUGUCUAGUCGUUUUGUAUAUUUUCUUUUUUUAUUGUGUAAAAUAAAAAAGGAAAUUCAAUUUUA